This is a messenger RNA of Vitis riparia (riverbank grape), 2097 nucleotides long. Its product is annotated as protein DETOXIFICATION 49-like. NCBI's taxonomy places the organism in Eukaryota, Viridiplantae, Streptophyta, Magnoliopsida, Vitales, Vitaceae. The record is from RefSeq and is a predicted model, not a curated record. Gene Ontology annotation, biological process: xenobiotic detoxification by transmembrane export across the plasma membrane. Gene Ontology annotation, cellular component: membrane. Gene Ontology annotation, molecular function: antiporter activity; xenobiotic transmembrane transporter activity. The coding region runs from base 171 to 1763 and encodes 530 amino acids. The transcript has a single exon.
CUCAUGCUCUGUCAAACACAAUUUCUCUUUUUGGCCUUGUAAUCACUUCAAAUUCCAUUUAAAUCCCAAAACCCCCUUUAAAUCCCGGCGCGCACGCUUUGGUAACUCCCCCAAAAGCCUCUCUUUAUCUCUCUUUCACUCUCUCUCUCUCUGUCUCAACUCAAGCACCCAUGUGUCAGUUACCUUCAUCUGCUGUCGCUUAUAAGUUCCGUUCAGACCAAACUGGGUUGUUGUCUGCCGUAGAACAGGAACCCCACAUGCUCACUCCUUUGGUCCCCAAGGCCCCAACAAUUGAUGAUCAGCCUCAUGGACAAGAACAAAACCCCAGUAAAACCCACCUCUCUCUUGCGCUUACAGAAGCCAGACACAUAGCCAGUAUAGCUUUUCCCAUGAUAUUAACGGGUCUUUUACUCUACUCCCGUUCCAUGAUUUCCAUGCUCUUCCUCGGUCGCCUAGGGGAGCUUGCCCUAGCAGGCGGUUCACUCGCGAUUGGAUUCGCUAACAUCACCGGAUAUUCUAUUCUCUCUGGCCUUGCUAUGGGAAUGGAACCAAUUUGUGGGCAAGCUUUUGGAGCUCAGAGAUAUAAGCUUCUUGGCCUCACCUUGCAGAGAACGGUGCUUUUGCUUCUUUUAACGUCAAUUCCCAUAGCUUUUCUAUGGUUUAACAUGAAGGAAAUUCUGCUCUUCUGUGGUCAAGAUGAAGAUAUUGCCACCGAAGCUCAAUCCUACAUUCUUUAUUCUCUUCCUGACCUUGUCGCACAGUCGUUUCUCCACCCUCUGCGUAUCUAUCUUCGAACCCAGUCCAUAACACUGCCCCUAACCUACUGUGCAACUCUCGCAAUUCUUCUCCACAUCCCCAUCAAUUACUUUCUCGUUUCAGUGCUUAAUCUCGGAAUCAAAGGCGUUGCUCUAAGCGGAAUUUGGACAAACCUCAACCUCGUAGGAUCCCUGAUAGCCUACGUUGUAGUAUCGAGAGUUUACAAGAAAACUUGGGGAGGUGUCUCCUCUGAAUGCUUGAGAGACUGGAAAUCUCUCUUGAAUUUAGCUGUUCCCAGCUGCAUUUCGGUGUGUUUAGAAUGGUGGUGGUACGAAAUCAUGAUCUUGCUAUGUGGGCUGUUACUCAAUCCUCGAGCAACCGUUGCUUCAAUGGGCAUUCUGAUCCAAACCACAGCUCUCAUCUACAUUUUCCCGUCUUCUCUCAGCUUCAGCUUAUCAACAAGGGUCGGAAACGAACUGGGUGCUAACCGUCCCGAGAAAGCGCGAUUGGCUGCAAUAGUUGGCCUCUCCUCUAGCUUCAUAUUGGGAUUUCUGGCACUGUUUUUCGCUGUGACGGUCAGGAAAACAUGGGCCACCAUGUUCACUCAAGACCCCGAGAUUCUCACCUUAACAUCAAUGGUCCUACCUAUAAUUGGACUAUGCGAGCUCGGAAACUGCCCACAAACAACAGGCUGUGGUGCCCUCAGAGGCACAGCUCGGCCUAAAUUGGGAGCCAACAUCAACCUAGGCUGCUUCUAUCUAGUGGGCAUGCCAGUUGCAGUAUGGCUAGGUUUCUUCGUAGGGUUCGACUUCAAAGGCCUAUGGCUGGGUCUGCUGGCCGCGCAGGGCUCAUGCGCAGUGACAAUGUUGUUUGUUCUGUUUCAGACCAAUUGGGACCAACAAGCCCAGAGAGCCAAGGAGCUGACUGGAACCGGCUCUGAUGACGAUGAAGAGAGUGUGACAUUGAAGGAUGAAACCACCCAGGACUCCACGAAUUCGUUAGUGUAAAAAAUUGGGCUCAUCACAUUGCGUGUGAUGGCUAAAGCCUACGACCAUUCCCCUUAUUGGAUUUCAACAGGGGAGUUGCCGUACACUGACCUUGUACUCUACUAUUCAAAUUCAAUCAACAUAGAAUAGUCGGUCUGUGCUAGGACAAAUUUUUUUGGUUCAUUUCCGUUGUUCACAAUUUUUUAUUAUUUGUAAAUAGGAUAAGAUUGAAAUGUAAGAGAGUUGUUAAUCGUUAGGGCCCUUUCUUCUAAUUCUUUUGUUUGUCUGUGUCCCGGUCAAAACUCAAAAGCACUUGCAAUACUUCCACUCAGAUAAAUACAUUUCUUUCUUCUAG